Cucurbita moschata (crookneck pumpkin) is the source of this 2523-nucleotide messenger RNA. Its product is annotated as subtilisin-like protease SBT1.3. The transcript has a single exon. The coding region runs from base 45 to 2372 and encodes 775 amino acids. The record is from RefSeq and is a predicted model, not a curated record. Lineage: Eukaryota; Viridiplantae; Streptophyta; Magnoliopsida; Cucurbitales; Cucurbitaceae. Gene Ontology annotation, biological process: proteolysis. Gene Ontology annotation, molecular function: serine-type endopeptidase activity.
CGCUCUCCCAUUCUUUCUUUCUUUCUUCUUCUUCUUCUUCUUCCAUGGCUCAUACUCCUCUGCAAUGGCUCUGUUUUCCUCUGUUUUUCCACUGUUUGUUUUUUUCAAGCGCCCAGUUUUUCAAAACCUAUGUUGUUCAGAUGGACAGGUCUGCAAUGCCGGACUCGUUUUCCGAUCAUUUGGAGUGGUACUCCACUGUGGUAAGCAGUGUGGUGGUUGAUAAUCCUGAGAGAGAAGGUCAAGGUAAUGGGGGAGGUGAAGACAGGAUCAUUUACAGUUAUCAGAAUGUUUUCCAUGGAGUUGCAGCUCGAUUGAGUGAAGAAGAGGCUGAGAGGCUCGAGGAAGAACAUGGGGUGUUGGCCGUUUUUCCUGAGGUUAAGUAUGAGCUUCAUACGACUAGAAGCCCCAAGUUUCUUGGGCUUGAACCGGCGGACAGUAACAGCGCCUGGUCUCAGCAAAUUGCAGACCAUGAUGUGGUUGUCGGAGUUUUGGACACUGGGAUUUGGCCGGAGAGUGAGAGCUUCAACGAUGCUGGAAUGUCGCCGGUGCCGGCAUAUUGGAAAGGGGAAUGCGAGACAGGGCGAGGCUUCACGAAACAGAAUUGUAAUAGAAAGAUCGUUGGCGCUAGAGUGUUUUACCAUGGGUAUGAAGCUGCAACGGGGAAAUUUAACCAACAGUUGGAGUAUAAAUCGCCGAGGGAUCAAGAUGGGCAUGGGACUCACACGGCAGCCACCGUCGCCGGAUCUCCGGUGGCAGGGGCAAAUCUUCUGGGGUAUGCUUAUGGAACAGCUAGAGGAAUGGCGCCUGGUGCUAGAAUUGCCGCCUACAAAGUCUGUUGGGUUGGUGGCUGCUUCAGCUCCGACAUUUUGUCGGCUGUGGACAGAGCUGUGGCCGACGGCGUAAAUGUUCUGUCCAUCUCUUUGGGAGGUGGGGUUUCUUCUUACUACCGUGAUAGCCUCUCCGUUGCAGCAUUUGGGGCAAUGGAGAUGGGUGUUUUUGUGUCCUGCUCGGCCGGCAAUGGAGGGCCGGAUCCUGUCAGUCUCACAAACGUAUCGCCGUGGAUAACCACCGUCGGCGCUAGUACAAUGGACAGAGAUUUCCCGGCCAUUGUCAAGCUCGGCAAUGGAAGAACAAUCACCGGCGUUUCACUUUACAGAGGAAGAAUCACGAUUCAAGAAAACAAACAAUUCCCAGUUGUGUAUAUGGGGAGUAAUUCAAGCAACCCUGAUCCGAGUUCGCUCUGUUUAGAAGGAACUUUAGAUCCCCAUUUCGUCGCCGGAAAAAUUGUGAUAUGCGAUCGAGGAAUUAGCCCUCGGGUUCAGAAGGGAGUGGUGGUAAAAAACGCAGGUGGUAUUGGGAUGAUUCUGUCGAACACGGCGGCGAAUGGGGAAGAACUUGUUGCCGAUUGCCAUUUAUUGCCGGCUGUCGCCGUCGGAGAAACAGAAGGCAAGGCAAUUAAGCAAUAUGCAUUAACAAAUCGAAAACCGACGGCGACUCUAGGGCUUUUAGGUACAAGAUUAGGGGUAAAACCCUCGCCGGUAGUGGCGGCGUUUUCUUCCAGAGGACCAAAUUUCCUCACUCUGGAGAUUCUCAAGCCCGAUCUGGUAGCUCCCGGCGUCAACAUCCUCGCCGCUUGGACCGGAAAAACAGGGCCGUCGAGCUUGACAACAGAUACAAGAAGGGUGAAAUUCAACAUUCUUUCCGGAACUUCAAUGUCGUGCCCACACGUCAGUGGAGUAGCGGCUUUAAUCAAAUCGAAACAUCCCGAUUGGAGCCCAUCAGCGAUCAAAUCGGCGCUGAUGACCACCGCAUAUGUCCACGACAACACCUACAAGCCUCUGAAAGACGCCUCCGCCGCAUCCCCGUCGAGUCCGUACGAACAUGGCGCCGGCCACAUAAAUCCCAGAAAAGCCCUAGAUCCUGGUUUGGUUUACGAAAUUAAACCGCAAGAUUACUUCGAAUUCCUCUGUACACAGGAUUUAACUCCUUCACAGCUCAAAGUCUUCUCCAAACAUUCAAAUCGAUCAUGCCAUCGCCUUCUCCCCAACCCUGGAGAUUUGAAUUAUCCAGCCAUCUCCGCCGUGUUCCCAGAGAAAACCACCGUCACCUCCCUGACCCUUCACAGAACCGUCACCAACGUCGGCCCUGCAUCCUCGAGUUACCACGCAAUAGUGUCUCCGUUCACCGGCGCCGCCGUGAAAAUCGAGCCGGAGAGGCUGAACUUCACAAGGAGAUAUCAGAAGCUUUCAUACAGAAUCACUUUCGUGACGAAGAAGAGACUUAGCAUGCCGGAAUUUGGAGGGCUAAUUUGGAAGGACGGAAGUCACAGGGUGAGAAGCCCCAUUAUCAUCACUUGGUUGUCGUCUUUUUGAAUCCAUUUCUUCGCUUGUUUCUUUGUUUGAUCCUUUUUGGAGCUCAUGUUUUCAAUCAUCAAGUCUCAGUUCAUGGGUUUUGCAAUUAAAUUUGCUACUAAAUAUCCAUGUAGUAUUACAAGAGAAAUUAAUGCAAUGUUUAUUUAUUUCA